UGAGCGCCUCUGCUGGCCUUCGAAAUGGGCUCGACUCCUUAGCCUUGAUUUCUUCAAUUGUCCCUCCGCAUAUCAACUUUUUUUAAAUUAAGAAACGCCUGUUCGCGAUGACAUUUGGAGGAGAAUUGGCAGACAAGGUCAGCCAGGUGAUUUCACAACUGGUUCCUGUGCGGGCCGACUGGCUCGCAAGUUUCAGUUCCUGUGCAGUACAGUAAAGCCACUCGCUUGGUCAGAGGAUUGCAAUGAAACAAGCUCAGGAGCGGAACCAGGAGUGCCUGCCUCCUAAGAAGAGGGACCUCCUAGUUAGUAACAGCAGUGGAGCUGGAGGGACGGUAGGAGUUGGAGGUGGUGGUGGUAGUAGUAGUGGUGGUGGCAGUAAUGCUGGUGGCACUAAUGCUGGUGGUGUUAUUGGAGAAGAUGAAGUGGUGUCCAUCCAGAACUCUGCGGCCAACAGUGACACUCAGGGAGGGACCCCAUCUGGAGAGUGGCUGCGCGCUCAGCCAGGGCUUCAUUAUGGAGUGGAUAAUUCUGAUGGCAUACCAGCAGUGCCAGUUGACCAGUAUGGUAUGCUCUACAAAGUGGCUCUUCCAUCUGUUACCUACUCGCCUACUAGUCUUCACCCAGUGUUAAGCCACAUCUCUCCAGCCUACACUGUACACUCUCCUCUCCUGCAGCAUCCAGGCCUUCCCUAUCCUCCUCUUGGGUAUGCCCAGAUCCCUCAUUCCUCUCUCCAGUUUGUUAGUUCCCCUUAUGCAGCGGUACCUUACGCUCUAACCCCUGGCUUUGUCCCGGGAUCAUUAAUCUCUCCCUCAGGCACCAUUCCUCAGCCCCAUGCUGUGUCCCACCUUGUUCCCUAUCCAUCGGUCAUACAGGAAGGUGUUGUUUCCCCACCUCCCCAGGCCCAGGUAGCUGCUCAUACCUUUGCCAAAGUUGCAGUAUCCAGCGGUGUCCCGCUGAUGCUGCCUUCAGAGCAAGCUGCCCAGCAGCACCUUGGUACACUAGGAGUCAUGUCCACAGCAGAGCUCAGCUCUCGGGGGUUGUCUGUCUUCUAUCACCCUCAGGGUGCCAGGGCUGCCUCCAGAGACCCACACAGUGCCCAGCAGGAGAAUGAACCAGAGAUGAAUGGAGGCGAUAAAGAGCAGGGAGCUAGGGAGGUUGUACUUGAUUCAGCCUACACUGCCAGAAAUACACGACUGCUGCAGGUAGCAUCCAACUGUGCAGCCCAGGAAUAUAGCCAAGACAGAGGCCUGCUGAACCGAAGGCUGGAAGAGAGGAGCUCACCUGGCCAGCGCAGCACUCCAGACAGCGACCUGGAGGUGCAGCAUGUGGUUGGUCGUAUUGCUUCCUCUAGCCAAGGUGGAGUGCGGAAAGAGGUGUCCUUUGCUCCCUUGAACCUCUCUCAGGGGGCCCAGAGAACCAGAGAUGUCCAUGGAGAGUCCGACCGGACUGCGUACACGGCCCAGACCGUGAGUUACAAUGAUCCCAGAGUGUCCAGUCUCCAGCAGCAGACGGGACAACCAGGCCAUGCUGUCAUGCUUGCCAACGGACAACCAGUUCUUAUUCCCUUGGAGUAUCACCUGCAGCAUCAGCCCCAACCGCCACAGCAACACUACCCAGGACAGGCUAAUGAUGCCUCAGCCAGCCAUGCCUCUACCACCAUGGCCUCCCCUAACCCAAGCUUUAAAGCCUCUGACUCUUCAGCCAGAGUGUGCCUCCUUGAAAGGGCGGAGUUGACCACAGCUCAGCAGCAGAUCCCCCAGCAGCCUCCUCACCAGCCUACAGCAGAUGUGACUCAGGCCUUAGCUUCAAGCCUCGCUCCUGCCUCGACUCCCUCCAACCCGUCACACUUCAUGAAGGGAGCCAUUAUCCAGCUGGCCACUGGGGAACUGAAGCGUGUGGAGGAUCUGCAGACUCAGGACUUUGUGCGGAGCGCUGAGGUGAGUGGGGGGCUUAAGAUUGACUCCAGCAUGGUGGUGGACAUCCGUGCCAGCCAGCAAAGACCAGGCCUUGUGUCGCUUCACUUCACUGUGGGGGAGCAGCAGAGCAAAGUGACCAUCGAUGUGCCCCCGGAGCACCCCUUUUUUGUGUUCGGGCAGGGCUGGUCGUCCUGCAGCCCUGAGCGCACAGCCCAGCUCUACGGCUUGGCCUGCCAUCAUCUGCAAGUAGGAGACGUGUGUGUGUCCAUCACCCUGCAGCAGCAGCAGCAGCAGCUUCAGCCACAGCAGCAGAAACAACCACAGCACCAUCAUUCACAGCAGCAACAACAACAACAACAGCAGCAGCAGAACCUGUCCAGGACUUUGAGCAAAACCAACGCUACACCAGGACCUGGUCACCAGCUCAUGGGGCCCCCUGCCCCUCAGCAGUCACGGCCUCCGUCUCAUUUCAGGCUAGACCGCAUCCACAGAGAGAGACAGAGGGAUGGGGAAAAAGAUGCAGUCGAUAAGGAGGAAGCCACACAUUUUGGGGUUGUUGGGCACCCUGAGAUGCCCAUCAGACCAAGUAGGACCUCAGCAGAGCAUCCAAGGAGCCAGAGCAGUUACCACUUGCACACAGAGGGCUCUGCUUUUGCAGGGGCAGGGACGGGAGCAAUGCAGGCUGCACUAAGUGCUUCUCAGAGGCGCUGGUCCUCACCUGGCCUCCAAAGAUACAGUAUGAAGGGAGACGAAGGGCCACGCCCUCAAUUAAGCACCUCUGGCCACACAAGGCCCUCUUUCAUCCCCCAGGAGGUCAAACUGUCCAUUGAGGGGCGCUCUAAUGCAGGGAAGUAGCAUCACAUUUGGUAGCAACUAUAGAAUAGACUGCCACGAGUAAGAAUGAGUCUGACAAGGAGAGAAAGAGGAGAAAAAAAAGAGUGCGAAUGUAGCCUCAGAAUGUAUGAGAUUUUGCACACCUAAAAUAUACAAAAAUACAAGAUCUUUGUCUAUCUGGUGAGAAGGUUUGGCUUGGUUGUCACUCAGCCAAAGAAUACAAGCCUGUGGAUUCACAGCCAGCUGAGGUCUGACAGGGACAGCUGAGUAGAAAGUAUGUAGCGGAUGAAAUGCCUACUAUAGUCCUUGCACACUGCAUUUCUCUUCCUCCCUCCCUCCUUUGUCGCCACUUCCUCAUACCUUUGCUUGGAGGUUACCAUCACAUUCAGAACACUCUUGCUUCCUUUUUGACCAAACCAUCUCCUUGAAAGACCAAGGACUGAAGAAGAAUGUGUUUGUAGCACAGUGAAGCUACCCCCUCUGCAGGUUCUGAUGUAUUUAAAAGAUCCCAGCCAGUGGUCUUUUAUAGCCUCCAUUCCUAAGAUCCUGUUUCCUUCAAAAGCAUUUGCCCAAAAAAGAGUGAAGUUGCUGACAUCAGCGGCUCCUGUGGUGAUGUUGGCACUUUUGGCGCUAACUGUCGGUGUAUGUUACAUUAUGCUUCUCUGGCAGGAGUCUUCUGCUGUCAGCAGGGAUACUCUCUCCCCUCCUUCCUUUUCAGGAGGCCGGUCUGCAAAGAAUAGGAUCCUCUCUCAGGCCAGGUGUGGCACGUCCCACUUGUCUUCAACAAUCAAAAUAGUGAUAAAUCAAUCAAUGUGUCUGUUCAGCAAUCAGUUUCCACAAAAAAAAAAAAAGAAAAUCUGCUCAUGCCCUUUGGUUUAGGCUGAGGGCCCUAACGUGUGUGAGUGUGUUUGCAUACAUGAUUGAAAUAAUGCUUUGUUCUCUAUAACUAGAGAUAUCUUGCAUUCUAGUAUCAUCAGUGGGAAUAUCCAUCGCUUUUUGUUGAAUUUUUUUCUCCUUUAGAGAAUCACUUCAUCCUGAGCGACACCCUCCCUCCUCCUCACUAUACCUCAGAGUUUUCCUGACCAGACUGGCGACUUUUAAUGCAAUUUUAAACGAUUUAAUUAACGGAGGACGCACUGGCUGGUCAUCAUCAAAGCUACCUGUGGGAAUGAGACAUUACCCUCUCACAUCAGCGGAUGCAGGCCAAUUUAGCCUAAAGUCUCUGACACACCAACCCGACGGCUGACUGUCGGCAGAAAAGGCAGUCGGACUGAUCAGUCUGCUCCCGUCUCUCAAAAGUGCCUCGGAACACUCCGAAGCGACGCCGACUUGAGCGUAUGUUCUGCGCGUGCGCGAGACGUAAUACGUCUCCACAAUAGCAGGCGGCGCUAAUCUGUAUUGUCGCCCCAAAAAAUUUAAACCAGAAAUGACGGAACAUCUCGCUAGACCUAGUAAAAAUGGAGCACGCUGUCGUCAGUCAUUGUUUUCAUCAUCGUGUUGCUAGUAGGACAACAACGAUAAGAAGGAUCGUUGUUGUCAUUACUCGCUGAACGGAAGAAAAUACGAUGGCUAGUAAUAAGAAGAUACUGGCGUUGUCAGCUCUCGGGCUUCUUCUUGUGGAAGAAGCACUGAUUCGCUAGUCUAAGGGCUAGCACUCCACCAAUCGGAUUGGUCAUUGAGUCCGACUGCCCACUGGCCGAUUCAGCAAGUCAAAUCAGCCAAAAUGGAUGCCGGCGGCUCCUCCGACUGCCGAUGGCACGCAACACACCGAACAGACUCGAGUCACCGACCUCGCCAGACUGUCCGACGGCCGAUAAUCGGGUUAGUGUGUCAGAGCCUUAAAACCCCAGAGGAGUGGAAUGGCCUUGUUGUUGGCCUUGUAGAGAGAAACCCUGCGUGUGAGCGAGUCAGUGACCAGGUGUUCUCUUUGUCCUUGUUACUUUCUGCUCAGUUACCAAAUUAAAGCAAUAGUUCUUUUCACAGCAUGCGGCUGUACUGCUCUCCCCAGUCUCCCGUCGUCGGCUGUUUUAUAUCUCCGAGGUGUGAGAUCUGACCCUCUUUUGACCCUGACCUUUAAAGGUGAUGCACUAUUUGGGUGUUUAUUUCAUUGAUUCUUCAGUAUUUCUACACAAGCGACGCAUGAUAAAUUUCUCAAGAAAUCAUUGUAGAUGUAACCGCGUCUCUUUGAUUCUCCAUUUCACUGACAAUAUUUCAUCUUUUACUCAAGUGCAUCUCCAAGAAAGGCUUGACUCUAAUUACGUUAUCAAGUCAUCUUCUGUUCUUUCUUUUGUUUUACCGUGUACGGUCCUUCGCUUUUGUACUAGGAUAUACUUUAUCCAGUGGAUCUUUUAAUUGUCUUGCACAUAGAAAAUGUCAUUGAUUUCACACUGACUGAAUCACAGUACAGUAGAUGUUGUUUUCUUUUAUAUGAAGGGAAUAUGUUUGAAGUGUUGUUGUUUUGUGAUGAGAAAGAAAAAAAAAAUCUGACUUGCAUUUUUAACUCUGUUUACAAAUUAGCCAAGAUGAAUGCUGCAGUUUCAGAUUUUCAUCCUGGUUACUCAAAAUAAAAAAUCGAAAGGGUGAAAUUGAAAAUAAGUGCAAUUAGACCACACAUAAAAUCAUUCAGAGGUUUCUAAUCAGACAACAUUCCUUAAGCAGACAUUCCCAUUGAAACGUGUAAAUCAUACAGCACCAGUAAAAAAAAAAGAAAAAAAAAAAAGAUCUUUGGACAAAACAUUUGAUCGCUUUUGAAUAUUUCAUGCAUUACCUGUUAUAUUUUCUUUCAUUGGAUACGCUCAGACAGGAUGGUCAGUUUUUCAAUUGUAGUGUCUGACUAAUGUGCUGGUGCUGUCCCUCAGCCCCAGACACUUGUGUGUCUAUCUGUCCUUUUCAACUCUCUUAACUUGUCUAGUUCACGGAGUCUACAGCCUGACCCUCUGUCACCGAGUCACCUGAACUGGGCCUAUUAGACUCUCAUCCUCUGGUACUGUCACUAUGAGCAGCUUUAAAGGAUGGUUUAACAUUUUGUUUUUCAAGUCUGUCUUAAAACAAUUCUCACAUGCCCAUAAACGGUUAUUGCUGUAAUCAUUCCUCUUGUCCAUCCUGGUUGUAUAAAGAUUCCCUCCUGAUGCUAUUCCAGUGUCAAACAUUUUGUUCCCCAUCCCGUCACUUAACUGUAAUCACAUUAAAAAGUGAUCUCUUAACGGCCAGUAUGGACAGAAGGACUGCCCUAUCUUACAAUGUUAAUGAAAGUUAAAAGAAAUAAUUCUUGAUUCUGAUCCGCUCCAAAAUGUAAUGUGUCCUUCCUCGGCCCAUGCUACACCCUUCCACCAAGUUUCAUGAAAAUCAGGCCAGUAGUUUUUUUUGUUUUUGUUUUUGCAAUUCUGCUGACAAACAUUAGGAGGAACAUUACCUCCUUGGCGGAGUUUAACGUUUUCAGUGUACAUACGGAAUUGGUAUUGUAUUAAGAUACUUGAAAAAAUGUGAACCUGUCCUUUUAAAAUGCUUUGCAAUCGGGGUUUCAGAGGAGAAUACUUCUUACCAUCAGAAGCUCACCACAUUGAGUCUUUUUCACGCUGUAAGCAAUAUACAUAAUAACUGAAAAUCUUUCAUGUAGUCCUGGCAUUUUCUAUGCAGUAAACUCAGUAUUGUACUCUUCGUAGUCUUAAGUGCAGCUCUCCGAAGCAGUAGGGGCAGGAUGGGUUGAUGCAGUUAUUUGCCGCUGAUGUCUGGUUCUAGGAUCUUUGUCCCCAUCUCCCUAUGUAUAGCACACUGCUGACUCACAGAUCAGUCAACUUUUAUUGUCUUCUCGCGAUGCCACACGGUCGGAGCCAAAUCAGUUGAGAUUACUGUCACUCAAAUCUCCAAGCGUUUGCCUAGCAUUAUUUUGGCGCGAUUACCAAGCCACUUUGACAUUGUAUUUUGGGUCACAUUGCAUUUGAUGGGAUUUAAAUGGUGCAAGCAGUGCCGCCUGUGACUUUACCUCCGGUUGAUUCUCACAGCAAGACCAUCCUUCGCUGCCCAUGAGCCUUUUUGUUUUCCCCCCGCUGCUUUGAGCAGCGCGUUAAGCAGGAGAAGCUCUACUUUUACCAAAAUGUCCGGUGAAUCUCCUUCACAUCACUGAUAGUCUGUUGCUGUAAGUAAUUGCACUAAAUGCCCUUUUACAGUGUUUUGAACUUAAACCUGUUGGUAAAUUGAAGAGUUUCAAAAUGUAAAGCACACAAAAUCACAGGUUGUGUUUCUGUAGAUAGAUGUUUUUUUGUGUGUGUAGAUAGCUUUGUUGGUGCUUGUCAAUAAUGCCUUAAAUUCUGCUUUGUACAGCGUGUGAAAUUUAAAACAUGGGAUAAUGAAUAAUUCUGGUAGACUUGGUGUUACCUUUUUCAGGCUGUACAAGAGCAAAUCAGAAAUGUCAAAGCUUUGACACUCUUGUCGUGCUUAUGAGCAGAAAUUCAUAUUUCUCAAAGGGUGAUGGUCAAUUCUCUUUCAGACGGUUCAACCAUGAAAUCUGCACGUUUUGGUGGUUUUUUUUUGUUUUGUUUUUUUUUUUGGUUCGUUUUACCCGUUACAUUUUUAAUACACUCUUUACGCUCAUACCUACCUUUUUGUCCUCCUUUUUUUUUUUAUGUGUGGAAGUGAAGUAAAUGGAAGCUCUUCUUUGCGCACACACAUGCACACAUCUGUAGUUUUUAUUGUUGCACAAGAUCAGUAGGUUUUCUUGUUUGUUUUUUUAAAUCCCUAGCAUUAAUGGAUUGUGUUUGGUGUCUUGUGC
Messenger RNA from Perca fluviatilis (European perch), 7518 nucleotides. RefSeq names its product ataxin 1-like (gene atxn1l). Gene Ontology annotation, molecular function: RNA binding; protein binding. The record is from RefSeq and is a predicted model, not a curated record. Gene Ontology annotation, cellular component: nucleus. The transcript is spliced from 3 exons. The coding region runs from base 243 to 2771 and encodes 842 amino acids. Gene Ontology annotation, biological process: regulation of DNA-templated transcription; anatomical structure development. Lineage: Eukaryota; Metazoa; Chordata; Actinopteri; Perciformes; Percidae.